UAUCAAUUCAAUCUCCCCAUAUGAACAACUAAAAUGAUGAUUAUCUGCCUUCGUUGCUAAAGGAAUUUCAAGAAACCGAAAAUGCAGAGGGACAGUUAUCUGAAUAGCAGAAAGUUAAGUAAGGAUUUAUAUGUUAUAACAAGACUGGGGAACUUAGGCUUGAUGACUCCAAUGAGUAAUACAUUAACAACAGACUUUGAAUAAAUGACAUUGGACACAUCACCUAAAGAAAGUGUAAUGAAUCAAAAUAACUGUCUCAAUAUUGACACUAUUGAUGAAUAAGAAGAGAAUAUAUUCAGAUUAUAAGUACCUGGGACACUUAAUGCAUAGAAACAUUAAAGUUUUAAAGUACCCAAAGAAUAAAAACGUAAAUCUCCAAAACAUAAAACAUGUUAACCGCAACUGACUGAACCUAUUAAUCAAGGAGUUGAAGAGAAUUAGGAUGCUAUCUUGGAAAUGUAAUCUCCUAGCUCAAAUGAUACUCCUUCACUUAAUGCUUAAACUUUAUAAUUAAUCAAAGAACUCUGGAAUUCAGAAAAGAAUGAGACUGAGUAUUUUCAGGAUAUUAUUGAUGGUCACUCUAUCCCUUAAGGAUUGUCUUAUGAAUAUAGUUACCUCAAUUAACCAAUUUACUCUCCACUUCUUGAAUCUUAAAGUCCUUAAGUAUAAUUUGAACCAGAUAUUGAAAUGGAUCUUUAUGUAACCUCUUUAGUUGUAAUAAAUAUUGCAUAUAUAUAUAGGAUUAACUUUGGGGAAAUCAGAUUGUAAGUCGAAAAUUAUAAAAAAUGUUAGAACAAGGAACUUAGGAAUAAAAAGAAUUGAUUGCUUAGAAACUAGAACGUAUAAGUCCAUAAAUUGAAAAAGAUGUAUUUGGUAAUUAUGUUGUUUAAAAGCUCUUUGAAUGCAGUAUAAUUUAUAUUAAAGUUUUAGCUAAUCAAAAGAUAUAAUUAAGAAUGUUUAAUAAAUUAAAAUCUCAUUUUUAUGACUUAUCUAAGAAUAAUUUUGGAUGUAGAGUAAUGUAAAAAUUAAUUGAAUACACCUACAAUCGUGAAGAUUUAUAAUUGAUUGUUCUAUAACAAUUAUAAUCUAAUAUGAGAUCAUUAAUCUAUGAUUUGAAUGGAAAUUAUGUCAUUUUUAAGAUGUUAGAAACUUAUGACAAAUUAAAAAUGGAAUUUCUAAUUCCCAUUGUAGAAGAAUCUGUAAAAUUUAUACAUUUAAAUUAUAUAGUUUAAUUACAUGGGCUAAUAAAUUUAUGGUUGUAAAAUUAUUCAUAAAAUUAUAUAAUAAUAUACUCCACAACAAAUAAGUAGAAUAAUUAGAUUAUCUGUGUAGAAUUAUAGUAUACUAAGUUAAACUGAAUAUGGAAAUUAUGUCUUAUAACAUAUUUUAUAAUAUUGGAAACCAAGCUAAGAAAAAGGAUAUUUAGUUCAAUUAGUUAUAUAGUAAUUUUACUAGCUUAGCAUUAAUAAAUACGCAAGGUAUCUUAUUAUAUUAUUUUAAGUAAUACUGUUGAACGAGCUUUGGAAGUCUUAGGAAAAUAAGAAUUGAUAGCAGUGAUGAAAUGGCUUCUAUGUCGAAGUCCAAAUUAAUAGUAAAAUAAUAAUUUAAUUAUAUUUAGUUCAAGCAAUUUCGUUGUCUUAGCUAAUCAUCAAUAUGCAAAUUAUGUUAUAAAGAAAUUUCUAGUUUUAUGUGACCAUAGUGUACAAAAAUAUAUAUCAGAUCAUUUAUAUUAAAAUUAAUAAGAAUUAACAGCCAUCAAAUCGACUGUGCAUGGUAUAAAAUAAAAUAGAUUAUAAUUAGGCCAAAGAAUUUAUAGCCUAUUAGAAAAAUAAAUCCAACACUGAG
Messenger RNA from Paramecium primaurelia, 1845 nucleotides. The record is from the annotation of a GenBank genome assembly. Lineage: Eukaryota; Ciliophora; Oligohymenophorea; Peniculida; Parameciidae.